UCGCUGAAAACAGUUGGCGGGUGGAAAACUACAGGUUCAAAUCGAAUACAACGAGACAAACUUGUGUCAGUGGAUUUUCCAUCAGUUCGCGGUGUGUUUAACUGCUUGUAAUCACCGAAAAUCUCGUUUAUUCACCGGCGGGUUUAGUUUGUUUACGUGACGGUGAAAAGUGUCGGGAUGGAUGUCUCUCAAGAAGAUGGUGAAGUUGCGGAGAUUUCAAAGAAACUGGAAAAGUCUUUGUCCAUGGAUACGGAUGACAACAUGGAAGCCUACCACAGAUUCAUUCAAGAUGGUAAAGGUGUUGCCAAACAAGGGGACCUGAAAGGGGCUCUGAAGCUCUUCAAACUGGCGUACAACAUUCACCAGAGUCAAAAACUUGAAAGCAGGAUAAAGAAAGUUGAGGAACUUCUUGCUCAGAUUGAUUCGGAGGAUGAAGAUGAAGAGUUUGUCAAUGUUAACAACAGCGGUUUAAUCAUUUUCAAAGAGUUAUAUGACAAGCUUUAUGACUACCAACGAAAUGGAGUGGCCUUCUUAUACAGUCUCUACAGAGAUGGUCGUAAAGGUGGGAUCUUGGCAGAUGACAUGGGCCUUGGUAAAACCAUCCAGGUGGUAUCAUUUCUCUCUGGCAUGUACGACAAUGAUAUGGCUAAACACACACUGCUGGUCAUGCCAACCUCACUCAUCACAAACUGGACCAAGGAGUUUGCCAAAUGGACUCCUGGCCUGAGGGUGAAGGAGUUUCACGGUGCGGGCAAAGAGAGGACCAGGAAUUUGGAGAAAGUUCAGAGAAGAAAUGGCAUCAUCAUCACCACAUACACAAUGCUCAUGAACAACUGGCAGCAAUUGUCGUCAUACCAUGGCAAAGAGUUCACAUGGGACUACAUGAUCCUGGAUGAGGCACACAAGAUAAAAUCCACAGCCACGAAAACGGCCAAAAGUGCCGCCGCCAUACCUUCAAAAAACAGAGUUCUUCUCACAGGCACUCCAGUCCAGAACAACCUAAAAGAAAUGUGGGCUCUCUUUGACUUUGCUUGCCAAGGCGCCCUCCUCGGCACAGCUAAAACAUUCAAAACAGAGUAUGAGAACCCCAUCACCCGGGCCCGAGAGAAGGACGCCACUCCAGGGGAGAAGGCUCUCGGGUCUCGGAUGUCUGAGAACCUCUUGACCAUCAUUAAACCUUACUUCCUCCGCAGGACAAAAGCAGAAGUGCAAAAGAACAAAAUGAACGGCACACAUCCGUGCGAAAGGGACUAUUCGGACAAGGACAGCAAAGUUCCAAACCUUCCAAAAGACUCUGGAGCAGUCAUGCCCACGCUGACGAGAAAGAACGACCUGAUUGUCUGGACUUACCUGAGCUCUGUUCAGGAAGACGUAUACAGGCAGUUCCUUUCGCUGGACCACAUCAAAGAGCUGCUCAUGACCACCAGAUCACCUCUAGCUGAAUUAACCAUAAUGAAAAAGCUGUGCGACCACCCAAGAUUGCUUUCUGCUGCAGCCAUAGCCAAGUUAGGCUUGGAGGAAAGUACAGCUGAAAAUGAAAACAUGGAGGCAGACACAGGCAGCAUCGCAAACGUUUCUGAUGACACCUUAAUAUCUGAGUCUGGGAAACUUGUCUUUCUGUUUGCGCUGCUCGAAAGGCUCAGAGAAGAAGGCCACCGCACACUCGUCUUUGCUCAUUACAGGAAGGUGCUUGACAUCCUCCAACGCAUCCUGGGCAACCGAGGCUUCAAAGUAUUGAGACUGGAUGGCACAAUAACGCAGAUUGCAGAGAGAGAGCGGCUCAUUACUCUGUUCCAAACAGACAAACGUUACUCUGUCUUCCUCCUGACCACCCAGGUUGGAGGAGUUGGCAUCACUUUGACGGCAGCAAAUCGAGUCGUGAUCUACGACCCCAGCUGGAACCCAGCAACAGAUGCCCAGGCUGUUGACAGGGCGUACCGCAUCGGCCAGACUGAAAACGUCGUUGUCUACAGGCUGAUAACCUGCGGCACGGUGGAGGAGAAGAUCUACAGACGGCAGGUUUUCAAAGACUCUCUCAUCAGACAGAAUACUGGGGACAAGAAGAACCCUUUUCGGUACUUCAGCAAGCAGGAGCUGAAGGAGCUCUUCAUUCUGGAGGACCCACGGUCCUCAUCUACACAGAUGCAGCUUCAGGCUCUGCACUCCAGACACCGACGGACAGACCCUGAACUGGACGAGCACAUUGCCCACCUCCACUCCAUGGAGAUGUUUGGGAUCUCUGACCACGACCUGAUGUAUUCUCUCGAUGUCAACCGUGACGAGGCCGAGGACCAAGAGGCGCACCUCUACAUUGAAGGGAGGGUCCAGAAGGCCCAGGAGCUGAUGAAGGCUGAGUCAGAAUUACAGAUGCAGUUGGCAGAGAGCAUAGCUUCAAGCACAGAACCAGCCUGGCUCAGACAACCACUGGACAACCACAACAGAGAGCGGUCUAAUGACAAAAAGACAAGAAAUCCAAGACCAAGUCCUUCCUAUCCACAGCCUGACCACAACUUCAACGGGUCACCUGUUGUGGUGGAGUUGGACCAGUCGGGUUCUGACAAGGAGGCCAGCCAACAGAAUCUGAGUGACAGAGUCAUUGAUCUUACUGCAGAUGACAGUAUGUCAGAAGAACAACCUUUUGUAGAAGUAAGCCAAGACAAGCUUGCCCAGCAGAAGCUGGAUUCCCCAAAACACCAGUCUGUCAAGCAGGAGAGACGUUACCUGAUAGAAGAAGACGCCGCUCCUCAGGAGGUGAUUGAUGUGUCUUUGGUGAUGUCAGAGGCCAGUGAUGCUCAAGCAGGUGAUAAGGCAGAUGCCUCUGUUCAAGAAUUAAUGGAUGAGUCUGCAUCGUCUGAGGAUGCAGGUGCUUCAGCAGGUGACGGCAGCCCAGCUUACAUUACAGCACUUGAUGAAGAUAAGGAGCUAAACGGAACUUCACACUCAGAAUACAACUCCAAGAUGGAUUUGGGGCAUUCACGUGUCACACCCCUGCAAAACAAAAGACUUUCUGUCUUGCAAGCAUCCUGUUCAAGCUUCAAAGCAGACACAUCAUCAAGAGUCAGCACAGGGAUUGAAUCCUUUGAGGGCAACUUCCAUUUACAGCUUGAGGACAGUGACAUGUUCUCAGACCAUGAUGUCCUGGACCAUCAGGAGACGGAAGCAGAGGAGAGGAAGCUGCUGUUGCAGCUGCAGAUGGAGGGGAGUUUUGACAUAAAUAAAUCCCUUUCUGAGAGACAACAUGGAAAAGCGCUCGGCCAAAGCCUUAACGGCACCUCUGAGAUGGACGGUUCAAUGGAUGAUUCCAUUGUGGUUACCAAGAAGAAAAGAGCAGCAGUGAUUUAUGAUACUGAUGAAGAAGAAGAUGAUGAUGAUAGGAGUCAACUCAACAACUCCUUCCAGGCUCUUGGAGCGUCAACACCUAAAUCUGCACCAUCUGGCCCCAGCCCUCUCAGGUUGAGAAAGAGUGUGGGAGGAAACCUCUCCGUGGCCUCACGCCGGUCCCUCCUCCUGUCCAUCAUCGACGACAUGGAGAACCACAAUGAAGAGAUGACUGAUGAGGACGAAGAAGAUGAUGACGUUUCAGAGAGGCAUUCUGAUGAGGCCGAAGAGGACGACAUCGUUGGUUCAACUCCGGAUGAGCUUCAGCUGGAGAAGACUGUCGGAGAAACAUUAAACACAGAGGGUGAGGAGGAAGAAGAAGUAGUGGAGGAGGAGGAGGAGGAGGACGAUGAUGAUGAUGAUGAUGAUCAUCAGUACUCUGUGUCGGCAGAUUCCGCCGAUGUGUCAGGACAGGAAAUGAGCAGUAACAUGGAGCAGUCAACCGGUGAGCCUGAGCUAGUGUCCUCCGAGAGGAUGGAUCAGUGCACCGUUGAUGCAGGAGUCAAGACGAAGCUUUCCGUCGAGGAGGAGAGCUUUGACUCCCUGGUCAGUAAAGGGAAGGCGUGCCACAGCCAAGGGAAGCUGGACGACGCCCUGGGCUUCUUCCUGAGGGCUAUCGACAUCAAACCUGGAGAUCCUGAGGUUCAGCUCAUGACCAUCCAACUGUACCGACAGCUGAGUCAGAGGAGUUAGCUGUUCAGAACAAUCCUGCGAUGUAAACUACUUCUAACACAACCUGAAAUUAUACUGUUAGAAUGUUCAACAAAUUCAACGUGCACACUAGGGGUGCACGAUUCAGAAAAUGUCACGGUUCGAUAUUGAUUUGUAGGCUCAAGAUUAGAUUCAAAAUCGAUUUACAAUUUUGAAAAAAAAAAAAAAUAUUCACAGUAUUUUUUUAAAAACACAACAAAUUAAAUGUACUUUGAUAUUAAUUUAUAUGUCUUCAUACAAAAAUAAAUUUUGCAACUAAAAUCAAAUGGUAUACACGCCAUUACAAAAUGAAGAAAAAAAAAUUAUUGAUUUUUGGAAUUCUAUAAAUUUUGAUUUUGAAUCUGUAGAGCUUGAAUCGCGAUCCGAAUAUGAAUUUUUUUUUUUAUUAUUUUUGCGCACCCCUAGUGCACACCAAAACGAACAGUGAGUUAGUCCAUCCAUCCAGACUUAUUCUUUAACUUUGACACAGUAACAUCACCUCAGUAAUAUAGACUCUUUCCUUAACCUCUUGCUCAGACAUGAUCAAUGUGCUUCUUAAACUGAUUUGGAAUUUACCUAUGGCAUGUAACUACCAGCAUUGAAGGUACAAUUUUAUUUCUAAAGAAUUAAAGGGGCGCUAUGCAGUUUAGGCAAUUUCUUCGCUGUUUUCUCGCUUUUUGCUCGCCGGGUUUCUCUAUAGAGCUCCACCUACCUAUUAACGCUGUCGGAAAAACUUGUUGGCGACUCUCCCCCGUCCCAUCUCCUCCCUCUGGUCAUGUGCAUUUGUUUUCAAUAGAAGCCACCGAACGCAUAGAGCCAUGUCCACUGAGGUUUUUCUCGAAAUAUUACCCUUCUCUCCCGGAUCCCUAACCUUGUUCUUUUUUCCUACAAUGGCCUUAGAACGCUGUCGGAGCAGAAGCAACUUGCAUUGGCCAACAUCAAGCUGACAAGAAACUGUUAGAUAACGUUUCUGAUCAAAGAUACUUAAAAGUGCAACAGCAAGAACGCCAGGUCAGCAUUGGAUUUGCAGGCUUCUGUCUCAGUUCUCGCCAUUCUGAAAACGCAGGUCCAAUGUUUACUCAUGUCUGACUCCUCGCUCGGUCAGUCUGCCGUUUCCUCUUCCUCUGUUCCUCCGACAAUGCUUUCCUAGCUUUCUGCUUAUUUUUUGCUGACUCAGCCAUGACGAUAGUGUGAAAAACUCCAUUGCUACCUUGUUCUUAUAGCUAGCCGGUUCCUGGAUGGGGGCGUGUAGCGGCCAUAAACGGUGAAAGAAAGUAGCGGCGUGUAGUUUAUUACAUCCAUGGUGUAUGUGUGCAGUGCCGUUAAGCAAUUCGUUACAUCGCGAGACCUGAUAUCACGCGACACUUCCUGGCGCUGUGGCCGGCAGCUCGCCGGCCGAAAGUCGCAAGGAUGGCUUUUCCGCUCACAGGCGCUAGGGGGAGCGAGACGUCCACCAUUCAACUCGAAAAAAGUCAUAUAACCAUUCCAAUGACUCCAAAGCUCUUCAGUUAAGGUAAAUUAAGCUUAAAAAAAAAACUGCUUAAUUCCCCUUUAAUGUUUUGUCACCUUUGGCAUGCAAAUAAUUUCCAUAAACAUAACAAAUUUGUAUCUUUGUAUUGUUGCUGUUAAAAGCCUGUAUCAUAUUUUGUAUAUUUACAGAAAUUACAGGAAUAGAUGUGUUGCAUGUAUUGUAUUGGAUCCUUAUUUGUUAAUAAAAAAAUUCUCUUGAAACCUG
Molecule: messenger RNA, 5803 nt
Organism: Perca fluviatilis (European perch)
Lineage: Eukaryota; Metazoa; Chordata; Actinopteri; Perciformes; Percidae
Gene: ercc6l
Product: excision repair cross-complementation group 6-like
Exons: 3
Coding region: 178-4071 (1297 amino acids)
Molecular function (GO): ATP binding; ATP-dependent chromatin remodeler activity; protein binding
Source: RefSeq, a predicted model, not a curated record